CAGGAAGUGGACUGUCAUUCUGGCUGUGUCCUUGUUAGCUAACGAGCUAGUUAGCUAGCAGGCAAAUGUGUACUAUUUGGAAAGAUGAAUUAAACUGUACCUGAAGAGUAGAUUUGAAAGAGUUUUGUGCUUAGCCGCUGCUAAUAACAGCGCCAUGUUGCGUGUCGGGAGCAAAGCCGCCUGCCUGGCCUGCAGGAACCUGGUUUCCACCAACAUGGGGGUGAGAUUCCGGGUACCGCUGCAGAAGCUACACCCUCUGUCCCGUGCCAUCCACCACCGCUAUUCGGGAAACACCAACCCUCAGCGACCUCCUCAUCGCACGGCAGCCCGCUAUUUCACCUCCAUGUCACGGUUGCCCAUGCGGCCACCCAAGCCUCCCCCUGGGUCAGGGGGCCGUAACUACCAGCAGCAGCGCAACUUCUGGGUGGCCCGCCUUGCUGCUAGGCUGCUGAAGCUCCGAUACAUUCUGCUGGGCACGGCAGUGGGAGGAGGGUACACAGCUAAAAAGACCUAUGAGGAAUGGAAGGACCUGCUGCCUGAUUUUAGUGAAUACAACUGGGUCAUUCCUGAUUUUGUCUGGGAACUGAGUGAACAAAUUGAUCUUGAUAAACUGGCCAAAGCUCUACCAGAGAUCGAAGAAAUAGCCAAACUACUACCUGACCUAGACAAGAUAGGAGAGAACUUCACUUUCCUUAAAAGCCUCUUGUCCUCUGGUGUGAGUUUGGGUAGUGAAGUCAAAGGAGCUGGUCUGCAUCUGUUGUUAGAAACCUCAGGUGAUCCUGCUCUGAAAGCCACAGAUUCUUCUGCUACGGGCGCACAAGAUCCCAGUGACAGGCAGUACAAAAAGGGUCUGCUUGGCGAGCUCAUUCUUAUUCAGCAGCAGAUCCAGCGGCACGAGGAGGAGGUCCGGCGGGCCGCUGCAGCCAAUAAUGCGCGUCCCCCACCGCCAGAGCCUGCUCCCAGUCCGCCUCCGAACCCCAGCCCCCCUCAGCAGAGACGCAAGUCAUCAGACAAAGAAAAGAUAGACCAGCUUCAAGAAGAACUGCUCCGUACACAGCUAAAAUACCAGCGCAUGCUGGAGAGGCUGGAGAAGGAGAAUAAAGAGUUAAGGAAAGUGGUGCUGCAAAAAGAUGAUAAGGGGAUCCACCAAAGGAAAGUGAAGAAAUCCCUUAUUGACAUGUAUUCUGAAGUUCUGGACAUCUUGUCUGACUACGAUUCCAACUACAAUACGCAGGACCACUUACCGAGGGUGGUUGUGGUCGGGGAUCAGAGUGCUGGGAAGACCAGUGUGCUGGAGAUGAUAGCUCAGGCCAGGAUCUUUCCUCGGGGCUCAGGAGAGAUGAUGACACGUUCUCCUGUAAAGGUAACACUAAGUGAAGGCCCCCACCAUGUGGCCCUGUUUAAGGAUAGCGGCCGAGAGUUUGACCUUACUAAGGAGGAGGAUCUCGCUGCUCUGAGGCGUGAGAUUGAGUUGAGGAUGAGGAAGAGCGUGAAGGAGGGACAGACAGUCAGCUCCGAGACAAUAUCCUUGAGUGUUAAAGGCCCUGGCAUCCAGAGGAUGGUGCUUGUUGACUUACCAGGUGUCAUCAGUACGGUGACGACUGGCAUGGCAUCAGAUACCAAGGAAACCAUCUUCAGCAUUAGCAAAGCCUACAUGCAGAACCCCAACGCAAUCAUCCUGUGUAUUCAAGAUGGCAGUGUCGAUGCGGAGCGGAGCAUUGUAACUGACUUGGUUAGCCAGAUGGACCCCCAGGGGAAGAGGACCAUCUUUGUCCUGACCAAGGUGGACUUGGCUGAGAAGAACCUGGCCAGCCCAAGCAGAAUCCAGCAAAUAGUGGAAGGAAAGCUGUUCCCUAUGAAGGCCCUGGGCUACUUUGCUGUGGUGACAGGCAAAGGGAGCAGCGGUGAAAGCAUAGACUCCAUUAAAGACUACGAGGAGGACUUCUUCCAGAACUCCCGAUUACUGAGGGACGGCAUGUUGAAGGCCCACCAGGUGACCACAAAGAACCUGAGUCUGGCUGUCUCUGACUGCUUCUGGAAGAUGGUUAGGGAGUCUGUUGAGCAGCAGGCCGAUGUCUUCAAAGCAUCCCGUUUCAACCUGGAGACAGAAUGGAAGAACAACUACCCUCGUCUGAGAGAGCUGGACAGGAAUGAACUGUUUGAAAAGGCCAAAAAUGAAAUCUUGGAUGAAGUCAUUAAUUUGAGUCAAGUGACCCCACAACACUGGGAGGCCAUCCUGCAGAAGAAGCUGUGGGAACGUGUUUCCACUCAUGUAAUUGAGAACAUCUACCUGCCUGCUGCCCAGACAAUGGACUCAGGUACCUUCAACACCACAGUAGACAUCAAGCUCAAGCAGUGGACUGACAAACAGCUUCCACACAAAGCACUGGAGAUUGCCUGGGAGACACUGCAGGAUGAGUUUGCUCGCUUCAUGGCUGAAUACAAAGGCAAAGACCAGGACGACAUUUUUGACAAGCUGAAGGAGGCUGUGAAGGACGAGAGUAUUAAAAGACACAAGUGGAAUGAGAGGGCCAUGGACAGCCUGAGGGUAAUCCAGCACAAUGCUCUAGAAGACCGUUCCAUCACAGACAAGCCUCAGUGGGAUGCAGCAAUCCAGUUCAUGGAGGAAACCCUGCAGUCACGCCUCAAAGACACUGAGUCAGUAAUAAGAGACAUGGUGGGUCCAGACUGGAAGCAGAGGUGGCUGAACUGGCAGAAUCGCACACCAGAUCAGCACAUUCGUAAUGAAACAAAGAACGAGCUGGAGCGUUUGCUGAAGCUGCAUGAUGACCACACAGCCUACUUGGCCAAUGAUGAGGUCACCACAGUGAGGAAGAACCUCGAGGGACGAGGGGUUGAAGUUGACCCUGUGCUGAUCAAGGACACGUGGCAUCAGCUGUAUCGCCGGCACUUCUUGCAGAAGGCGCUGUCCCACUGUAACCUCUGCAAGAGAGGUUUCUACUACUACCAGAGACACUUUGUGGACUCAGAGCUGGAGUGCAAUGAUGUGGUACUGUUCUGGAGGAUCCAGAGGAUGCUGGUCAUCACAGCCAACACUCUCCGGCAGCAGCUCACCAACACUGAAGUGCGCCGGCUGGAGAAAAAUGUGAAGGAGGUGCUGGAUGACUUCGGGGAAGACAUGGAGAAGAAGACCCAGCUCAUCACUGGCCGCCGAGUCCAGCUGGCUGAGGAUCUCAAAAAAGUUCGCGAGAUCCAGGAGAAACUUGAAGUCUUCAUAGAAGCUCUUCACAAGGAGAAAUAAGAGAACUAGAACUAUUGAAAGUACAUUUUUGGAUCACAGCAGAGAAAUGCACUGAGCAAAGACAAGGAAAUCUGUAAAUCAUCACCCCCUGGCCCUGCCUCACCACUCACCUGAUUUUAAUGUCCCUGGCUUGGCUUCCUGUCCCACCUGGAAUGAUGGAACGAUGGACUUUACAUGAUAAGCAGAGUAGAAGGACAAGACAGCGGAACAGUUGGAGGAACAGUUUUCAAGCUUUCUCUUUGAUUUUCUAUUUUUUUAUGUUCUUCUUUUUUUUCCUUGCUAACUGUUCCUUGCUUCAAGAGGGGGACUUCUGCACAGGAGCCCAAACAAACUCAUUCAGAUCAGGAGGGAAGUGAGACGCUUGCACAACGUUUUCAAUAAAUGAGGCUUGUGUACCUGUUUAUCUCCCCACUUUCUUACUUUGAUUAGAAUUUUUUUCUCCCCUGGGCUGUGGUGUUUGUGUAUACAUGAUUAUAUGAGUGUGUGUAGUCCCUGAUCUGUCUACAGAGAAACACACCACACUACCACUGGUCCCGAUGGGUGAAAUAGCCUUGAAUUUCAUACCCUUCAUCUCACCUGGUACUCAUAAGAAACACAGAGUUGCCCGGCUGGUAGGCCCAGAAUGUCCCUCUAUUUAACGUCGCACUUAGGAUCCAAAGCACUUAAGUUAUCCCUCCAAGCUAUAUCUGUGCUCUCCAUUUACUCUACCUGGAACCCUAAAUGAGACUUAGGUUUCAGCAGAUGUUCUCACCUUAAAUCUGCAACAACUGAAAGCAACUACCUGGUUCAGUAUUCAGCUUCGUCUCUGUUGUAGGUUCAGGAUACCAUCAGCUCUGAAGGUGAUGGAAACAAUAUUAAGAUUUCAUUUCUUAUUAUUUUGAUCUAACAGGGUUUGUUUGACAAAAUGUUUGUUUGUGUGUCUGCCAAAUGCACCUAAUGCUCUGCUCAUGCCUCUAACUCACAUUUUGUUUUUGUAAGUCUGUGUGUGAUUCUUCGUCAUUGUACAUUAACAUUUCAUCUUCUGUAAAGCCUACUCUCCUCGUGUUUCACCUGGCAGAUAAUAGUAAAACUUCCAAAAUAAAUAAUAGCACACCUUUAAUACAUUAAAAUAUAUCAAUAAUCAGUAAUUAAACAUAUAUUCAGAAUGUUUGUGGAUCAUUUAGGCACAGCUUAAAGUUUAAGACCUAUAUUUCAUCAUCAUCAACAACCAGUUUUGAGGUGCAUCUCAUUAGAUUUUGAAAAGCUUUUACAGUAUCUGUCAGUUGUUACACCUCACGUCUCCCUUCUUUUACCAUCAUCCAGUCCAUCCUGAUCAGUUGGUCCAGUUACGCAUCUGCAGGAGGGUUCUCAUGAUGUGUUUGCCGACUGCAUCGGGUUUCAUGUCAUUUGUUUAUUUGGGCAGAAUGUCCGUUAUGUCUUUGUGCAUGCACGUAGCACAGGCACUCAUCUUAUGCCUCUUGCUCCUUCAGAGAUGAGAUCAAACGCCAUGCCAAAACCAAGGCAAAUGUGCAGAAAAUCUGUCCUCUAAAGUCAAGAAAUGAGGAAAAAUGUAACACUCUGGUGGGUAAAAUGUGUAUUGCAUUUACUCACUCACUGAUUGUUCCACCUGUCACUGUCCAGGGCCGGAUGUUUCCCACUAUUGUGCUUCUUCCUCACUCUCGUCUUUAAACCUCCUCCUCUUAUCUUCCGACGCACCUCUCUCUUUGCAGCUCCUUCAUUUGGACCAUUAUGACUCUUCCCAGCUUGAAAAACUGUCAUAUUUGACUGAAAGGGCCUGAGAGACUGUUAACCCUAUCCAUUCAUUCAUAUGUGUAUAUGGGUAUAUAUAAAUAAUAUGCCGUGCAUUCUGUACAGGUAAAGUUAAUGGAAGUCAUGGAGCUGUUAUCAUGCGCUUGUGUAACAGAAAAUCGGUGAGUUGGUUCAAAAAAAAAAAUAGUUUUAUGUUGUAGAAAGUAAUGUUUGCAUGGUGUACCCCCAUCAGAUGUGCUUUAUUUAUUAAUUUGUGUUUAAAAUAAAAAAAAAAGUGAAAAUAAAAUUGACAUAAAUUAAAAAAAAAAAAAAAAAAAAAA
Molecule: messenger RNA, 5331 nt
Organism: Toxotes jaculatrix (banded archerfish)
Lineage: Eukaryota; Metazoa; Chordata; Actinopteri; Toxotidae
Gene: opa1
Product: OPA1 mitochondrial dynamin like GTPase
Exons: 31
Coding region: 155-3262 (1035 amino acids)
Biological process (GO): mitochondrial fusion
Cellular component (GO): microtubule; cytoplasm; mitochondrial membrane
Molecular function (GO): microtubule binding; GTP binding; GTPase activity
Source: RefSeq, a predicted model, not a curated record